GCAGAACCUGAAGCCUCCUUCCAUCUUAAGAGUAGUCUCUUGUCCCUUCCCCCCAGGGCCUAGGACGCCUACUCCAGCCCCUUCACAAGGACACAGAAGUCACAGGCGCUUUUCCCAGGACCCAAGACUCCUCCACGUAACUCUUUUCCCGUCUGAAACGGAGUUUCGGGGCCCCAUCCUCGCCUGCCCUUCUUGGUCAAGGGACCAACGCUGACGUUCUCACCCUUGUUGGCCACCUCCCAGGCCACCUCGAAAAGCACUGCGUUCUCGGGGUCGAAUUCAUCCUCCCAGUCUUCCAAUCCUGGAAGCGAGGACACAGAGAGACUGCGGCUGAGAGGCAUGGCUACUGCGGGCAGGGGACUUCGAGCACCAAAACUGGAAACCAGAGAGAUCGGCUGGGAACGCAGCAGACUUGGUGACCGGUAGAGUUAGCGGGUGUCCCAGGGGAAGCUUGCAAGGCGCUCCGCUUCCUAUUGCACGACCGCACCCCCGCCCCAGAGCGCUCCGACUCAGAGAUGACUGGAUGACCGGGAGCCUAGAGAGGAUAAAGACCGCGCUCCUAGCCGAUUUCCGUUUCCGCUGAGGCAUUGGCGGUUGGUGUGCAUCAUGGCAACCGUGGCAGCCACCACCAAAGUCCCUGAGAUCCGAGAUGUGACAAGAAUCGAGCGAAUCGGCGCUCACUCCCACAUCCGGGGGCUGGGACUGGAUGAUGCCCUGGAGCCAAGACAGGCUUCCCAGGGAAUGGUGGGGCAGCUAGCUGCCCGGCGUGCAGCUGGCGUGGUGCUGGAGAUGAUCCGAGAAGGGAAGAUUGCAGGGCGGGCCGUCCUCAUUGCAGGCCAGCCAGGCACUGGGAAGACAGCCAUUGCCAUGGGCAUGGCCCAGGCACUGGGCCCCGACACACCAUUCACAGCCAUCGCAGGCAGUGAGAUCUUUUCUCUGGAGAUGAGCAAGACUGAGGCUCUAACGCAAGCCUUCCGCCGUUCCAUUGGUGUCCGGAUCAAGGAGGAGACAGAGAUCAUUGAAGGGGAGGUGGUAGAGAUCCAGAUUGACCGGCCAGCCACAGGCACGGGAUCCAAGGUGGGCAAACUGACCCUCAAGACCACGGAGAUGGAGACCAUCUACGACCUGGGUACCAAGAUGAUCGAGUCCCUGACCAAGGACAAGGUCCAGGCCGGAGACGUCAUCACCAUUGACAAGGCCACCGGCAAGAUCUCCAAGCUGGGCCGCUCUUUCACACGUGCACGGGACUACGACGCCAUGGGCUCCCAGACCAAGUUUGUGCAGUGCCCAGACGGAGAGCUGCAGAAACGCAAGGAGGUGGUGCACACCGUGUCCCUCCAUGAGAUUGACGUCAUCAACUCCCGUACUCAGGGCUUCCUGGCCCUCUUCUCAGGAGACACAGGGGAGAUCAAGUCAGAAGUCCGAGAACAGAUCAAUGCAAAGGUGGCUGAGUGGAGAGAGGAGGGCAAGGCAGAGAUCAUUCCUGGGGUGCUGUUCAUCGACGAGGUCCACAUGCUGGACAUUGAGAGUUUCUCUUUCCUCAACCGGGCCCUGGAGAGCGACAUGGCGCCUGUCCUCAUCAUGGCCACCAACCGAGGGAUCACCCGGAUCCGAGGCACCAGCUACCAGAGUCCCCACGGCAUCCCCAUCGACCUGCUGGACCGCUUGCUCAUUGUAUCAACGUCACCCUACAGUGAGAAGGAUACCAAGCAGAUUCUGCGCAUCCGCUGUGAGGAGGAAGAUGUGGAGAUGAGUGAGGACGCCUACACAGUGCUGACCCGCAUUGGGCUCGAGACCUCCCUGCGCUAUGCCAUCCAGCUCAUCACAGCGGCCAGCCUGGUGUGCCGGAAACGAAAGGGCACCGAGGUGCAGGUCGAUGACAUUAAGCGUGUAUACUCCCUCUUCCUGGAUGAAUCCCGCUCCACACAGUACAUGAAGGAGUACCAAGAUGCCUUCCUCUUCAAUGAGCUCAAAGGCGAAACAAUGGACACCUCCUGAGCUGACCUGACACCCCAGCCCUUCCCACCCCAUUUUCUACAAGUUCUAACACUGUGACUUUAUAUAAAAUUAUUGAAAACUGGA
Molecule: messenger RNA, 2082 nt
Organism: Mus musculus (house mouse)
Lineage: Eukaryota; Metazoa; Chordata; Mammalia; Rodentia; Muridae
Gene: Ruvbl2
Product: RuvB-like AAA ATPase 2
Exons: 16
Coding region: 607-1998 (463 amino acids)
Biological process (GO): chromatin remodeling; establishment of protein localization to chromatin; regulation of embryonic development
Cellular component (GO): Ino80 complex; dynein axonemal particle; membrane
Molecular function (GO): TFIID-class transcription factor complex binding; RNA polymerase II core promoter sequence-specific DNA binding; identical protein binding
Source: RefSeq, marked validated